UACUGCCCUUGCAGCACUUGCAGCUCGGUGGAAUAUUGCGAUGGCAGCUCAUAUGACGGAUGCUCAUCGGCGGUUCUUGCAGGUCCUGAUGUCUCAUGGGAUAAUGGAAGGAUCAGAGGCUCGGAAAUCACACAGGCGCUGCUGUGAAAUCCAUAAAGUCUACUACGCGCACGAUAAACUGGACGAUUUCAUCAGCACCAUCAACAGCCACCUCCAGCCUCUGUUCCUGCAGAUCCGGAAGGGGAUGUCGGAGGGCGACGGGCGGGCGCAUUACGCCUUGGUGAAUUUGGCAGAAACGGAAAUAACUAAAAUGGCAUCCGACUACACAGAAACUGAGUUAGAACUGUUCAGAAAAACAAUGGACCUAAUCAUUUCCUCAGAAAAUGGCUUUGCCUCUUCUACAGAUAUUUUAAACCUCGUUGACCAACUUAAGACAAAGAAAAUGAAGAAAAAAGAAGCAGAACAACUGCUGCAAGUCUUUGUGGAGGAUAAGUGGCUCUCUGAGAGAAAUGGAGAAUACACGCUGCAUACUCGCUGCAUAAUUGAGAUGGAGCAAUACAUUCUCAGCAACUACCAAGACCUGGCAAGGAAGUGUAACAUCUGCCACAGCCUUGCCAUCCAGAGCCAAGCAUGCGAAACCUGUGGAAUUGCAAUGCAUCUGCCCUGUGUCAGAAAGUACUUCAGAGUCCAGGCUGAACCACGCUGCCCGCAGUGCAAUGACGUCUGGUCUUGGGACAUCCCAGGUUUGGGUCGCACAGACUCCCAGUCACCAUUACGAACAGGGAGAGCAGAGAAGAGCUCAAGACGGUGA
Mesitornis unicolor (brown roatelo) is the source of this 811-nucleotide messenger RNA. RefSeq names its product non-SMC element 1 homolog (S. cerevisiae) (gene NSMCE1). The record is from RefSeq and is a predicted model, not a curated record. Gene Ontology annotation, biological process: double-strand break repair via homologous recombination; DNA damage tolerance. The transcript has 7 exons. Gene Ontology annotation, molecular function: ubiquitin-protein transferase activity. Bases 41 to 811 code for a protein of 256 amino acids. Gene Ontology annotation, cellular component: Smc5-Smc6 complex; nucleus. Lineage: Eukaryota; Metazoa; Chordata; Aves; Mesitornithiformes; Mesitornithidae.